AUGCUUUUUCUUACUUGUAAUUCUCCACGCAGGAGCUUGAUAUUCUAUCCAAAUGGUAAAAAGAAUGCCAAUGCAGAUAACCACAUCUCCCUUUAUUUGGUAAUCAAAGAGACAGAAAAGCUUCCUGCUUGCUGGGAGGUUAAUGCCACUUUCAAAUUUUUUGUGUUUGAUCAUAUUCGAGACAAAUACUUGACCAUCGAAGGUUGUAAGGGUUCUAUGAAGCGAUUCCAUGCGAUAAAGACUGAAUGGGGAUUUGCUCAAUUUCUGUCCCUCGACUCUUUGAAGAAUGCAUCUACUGGAUACCUUGUUGGGGAUUCAUGCACAUUUGGGGCGGAGAUCUUUGUUGUCAAAAGCAGUUGCAAACUUGAGUGUCUUUCCAUGAUUAAGUACACUCGUAACAAUCUCAUGACCUGGAAGAUAAAAAAAAUUUUCCAAGUUAGACAAGAUAUGAAGUUGGCGCUUUAUCCAAAAGGUGAUCGGAUUCCCAAGGGUAAAUCCCUUUCCCUCUUCCUAUGUAAGAUUGUAAGCCUUGCUCCUUGCCAGAAAUUGUUUGUUCGUUUCAAGCUGCGAAUAAGGAACCAAAUUCAAGAUUCUGAUCAUGCUGAACUGAUUGGCAAGGCUUGGUUUGGUCGCUGUAGCCUCGAAUGGGGGUUUCCGAAUUUUAUAUCCCUGCAGGAUCUCGAGAAAUCAGUGAAAGGCCUUAUCAUGAAUGAUUGUUUGAUGGUUGAAGCGGAAAUUCUUUACAUGUCUGAUGUUAAGAGUCUGCCAAAUGUUGUGACUCAUAGCUUAGCAAAGCACUCCUUACAAGAGCCUAAUUUAAAGGUGUGGAUAGAAGAGAUUCCAUCACCAACCCAUUUGUUUUUGGAGAUCGAUCAAAAAAAUUGGAUGGAAGAGCAAGUAAGGAGGAAUUCAGGGGUUGAAGUGGCUUUUUGCUGGAUUUGCUCACCGCGAGAAAACAAAUCUAACCAUGACCACCGCUCGUUAGCUAUGCUCUCGAUGAAUUCGGAUUCUCAAUCCGCCAUUGAUUAUGUGUAUAUCGCUUAG
Messenger RNA from Tripterygium wilfordii, 1044 nucleotides. RefSeq lists its product as uncharacterized. The transcript is spliced from 6 exons. Gene Ontology annotation, molecular function: protein binding. The record is from RefSeq and is a predicted model, not a curated record. NCBI's taxonomy places the organism in Eukaryota, Viridiplantae, Streptophyta, Magnoliopsida, Celastrales, Celastraceae. Bases 1 to 1044 code for a protein of 347 amino acids.